Messenger RNA from Trichoderma gamsii, 1830 nucleotides. RefSeq lists its product as hypothetical. The transcript has a single exon. Gene Ontology annotation, cellular component: nucleus. The coding region runs from base 1 to 1830 and encodes 609 amino acids. The record is from RefSeq and is a predicted model, not a curated record. Lineage: Eukaryota; Fungi; Ascomycota; Sordariomycetes; Hypocreales; Hypocreaceae. Gene Ontology annotation, biological process: positive regulation of transcription by RNA polymerase II. Gene Ontology annotation, molecular function: transcription cis-regulatory region binding; zinc ion binding; DNA-binding transcription factor activity, RNA polymerase II-specific.
AUGUCUUCCUUAAAGCAUCUCCUGUCGUCCAAAGUGCGGUCGCAGUCCGGGUGCUACACCUGCCGCCUGCGUCGCAAGAAGUGCGAUGAGCGCAAGCCCACAUGCUCCGGCUGCGAUGCCCUGGAAAUCACCUGUCACUUUGGCGAGAAGCCCGACUGGAUGGACGGCGGCCCCAAGCAGAAGGAGAUGACCGAGUUUGUCAAGUCGCAGGUCAAGAAGCAGGCCAGCCAGCGGCGCGAUCGCAAGUAUCUCGAGAUGCUGGAGACGGGCACCCGGCAGGUCAGCAUCAGCGACGCUGCUGAAGAUGGAGCGCCGGCAGCGGCUGGGAAAACAACCAGCGCAGGAGGCGAUUCAGAGCGCGGAUACGCCAGCACCUCGGCGCCGUCGUCCAAGGAGUCUCCCAACAGCCAUGGAUCCAGCGGCAGCACGGCCGCCACGUCUCCGCCCGAAGCCCCCUGGCACACGCAGGCCUUCUUCGCCGAGUCGAAUGAGCAGAGUCUGACCCAGACUGACCGCUCGGCGGAUAUUCACUACGCCUGCAUGUAUCUGGACUAUGUGUUUCCGCAUCUUUUCCCGCAUUACCGGCCUCAUAUCCUCGUGGGUGGUCGUGGAUGGAUUCUGGAUGUCCUGCAGUCGACCAACAAAUCGCUAUACCACAUCACCGUGUCAAUCGCUUCAUACUACUUUGCAUUGAUAUUGAACAAUGGCGAGCCAGAGCACGGCGAGUGCCUGUUCCAGAUGAACAAGAACCUGCAGAACCAAAUGGAACUGGGCCUGCGAGAGCUGCAAAAGGAGGUCAGCGCGCUUCACAGCCGCAAGCUGGACCCGAAAGAAGGCCUGGUCGUCAUGGAGAGCAUCAUCCAGCUGCUCAUCUUCGAGGUCGCCACGGGCAAUCGCGAAAACUGGAAGCUGCAUCUCGACGCGGCUAUUGCUCUCUUCCGACAGGUCCUCCCAAGUCCAGACGGCUGGGAAGGGUUGCUCGACAGCCUCAUAAACCAAUCCUGGCCGCCGGCAGAGAUGGGUAUGACGCGGCCGUGGAGCACCAGCCAGGCGGCAUGUCGCUUCUUCACGGCCAACCUGCUCUACAUUGACGUGCUGUCGAGCGUGUCGCUUGGAUGCCCGCCUCGGCUGUACAGCUACCAAAACUCCAUCAUACCCUCGUGUAACACUUCGGAAUGGAGCCCUUGCACCAUGGGAGGGGGAAGUCUUCGCAUGGAAGAAUUCCGCGGACUGCACAACUGGGUCGUCCAAGUCGUUGGCGACAUUGCGUCACUGCACUCGUGGAAAAAGCAACAAAGCCAGGCCGGCUCCUUGUCCGUCAACGAGCUGCUGCAACGAGGCCAGGUUCUGGGCGAAGCAAUCAAGGGCGGCAUCUUGGCCAUCCAAACAACAUGCCCCACGGCCGACUCACAGGCCACCGUUAUUUCUGUACCGGUUCUCGGCGAGCAGCCUUCGUAUGCCAUUCACAAUGUCAUCUGGUUGCAUGCGGCCUUGAUCUACUUGAACACGGUGACGUCGGGCUGGCAGCCCGCGUGCCCGGAAAUCAGCUCCGUCGUGUCUACCACUACAGAACUGCUGUACAAUCUCCCGAUGGGUACCUGUCUAGGGGCUGUGGCCUGGCCUUUGUGCGUUGCGGGCUGUCUGGCACCUCCAGAAGAUGAAUUCAAGUAUAAGAGCCUGGUGGCCCGACUCGGAGGGCUGCAGCUGUUUGGAACGCUCAGGGAAGCCAUGAACAUCAUGGAGCAGGUCUGGGCGAUGCGACCCCUGGACGAGAGCUGGGAUGUUGCCCAGUGCAUGAACAUUCUCGGCCACGGAGUUGUGUUGCUAUAA